AAGCUUCCAGCUGUCCCAGGGUUCCUUACCUGUUUUUUGCACCAACGAUUCUUUGUCAGAUUCCCACUGAUUGUGAGAAGCUGGUUCCGGUUUUGCCUCUCUCAUCUCCCAGAGGGACACCCCAAGGGCUGAUUCAGCCUUUAGGCCACUAGGCAACGCUGCCCCCUCCCUACUCAAGUUGGACCCUCCCCACUUCACAAUGGCUAGCCUCUCAAAUAGUGCCAGUUCACAAAUCCCCACCCCACUGCUUCCUUGUACCCCCAGCCACUUGUGGCCAGGUUCCCCCUCCAACCCUGGCACCCCCCAGAGUGACCUCAGCCCCCAGCCCCUCCAGGGCACUCCUCUCAGCCCCCAGAGUGGCACCGGUUUGCCACGCUUCCCUUUUGAUCUCUCCCCCAUCAGCACGUCUGCCACUCCCCAGAAUGACCUCAAUUACUCACAAGCCUCCCCACUGUUGUUUUCUCACUCCUGCAGAUCCCUAGAGUCUGGCUCUCCCAGCAGCCCCCACAGCGGCAUCAGUCCUCCGCCCUUCCCACCCCAGCGCACCCCCCUCAACUCCCCGAGAGACUUCAGUUCUCCCCACUUUCCAUUUGGGUUUAGUUUCCCUCCCCUUCCUCCUUCCGCGAAGACCCCGGCCAGCUUCAUGAAGCAGUAUUCCCCUUGGCAGGCUCCUGCGGUCAAUUCGCCCUACUGCCCCCCAUCACGAACGGCCAUCAGCAAUCUCAUCAGAGCCCACAGGGCCCCACCGGUGCAAGCGUCCCCUCUCCUGUUUUCUCCCUCUGGCAGCGAGGAACUGGAGAGCUCCAGAAGCCAGCCGGCCUCAGUGAGGGGGGGCACUGGCUCCCUUCCCGGGGAAGGGGUUUCCCCACAGCUUCUGGGUCUGCUCUCAGGAAGCUUCAGAAGCCAGCCGGCCCCCACGCCCGGCUCCAUCUCUGGAGGAGGCUUCCAGGGAAUGACGAGUGUGUUUCCAGGGGACGCUCACUCUAUCUCCCCACAGCUUCUGGGUCUCCUCUCGGGUGGCUUCAACACCCAGAGUGCCCCCUUGGCCUUGCAAACCCCACCUCUGGGUAAGAAGGCCCUAGGACUGGGCUCCCCAGAAGAGUGCCCCUCUCCCCUCAGUGGCAUGGCUUCACCAGAUAUCCCCGCUAUUUUCCGCAGCAACCAGUCUCGUUCGGACCCCUUCCAGUUGUCAGAUGAUGCCUCCGGUUUUGAUUCCCAGGGUGACAUUUCAGCAGCUGGCUCACCCUUCAGCCCCAUAGGCAACCGCAACCUCUCUCCAGUCCCUUGGGAACUUCUCCAUGGGGCAGGGCCUGGCUUCAGCCCUCAGAAUGGCAGCAUCCGUUCACCAGCACUCCCCAGCCCGCUGGGCACUCCCAGCAGUGGCCUCGGAGCACACUACUUCCAAGCUCAGCCCUCUUCCGCCAGCCCCCCGUGUGAGCAAAAUUUGCAAAACGUGCCAACUCCGCUUUCUGGCCACGAGGAGAGCCUCGCGGACUACCUCCUACCUCCUUAUUUCUAUAGCCCAUUCAACUCACGGAAAAUUCCAAGCAUGUAUUCUUAUGUCCAGGCACCAGCCUAUAUGGCAAGGGUGGGUUACGUCCCCCCAAAGACACCAAGACCUUUUCUGCCUCUCCCUCAAUGGGUCUUUGAUAGGGUAAUGGCCCAACAUGAAUCUUGUGCUGGUGCCCCCUGGAUCUUGCAAACCCCACCUCCAGGAAGGAAAGCCAGGGCACUGCCCCCUGGAGAAGAGGGUGUCUCUCCUAUUAGCUCUAGAAGCCCCCAGAGUGACCUCAGUGCACAGUACUUCCAAGGCCAGGCCUCUUCCCCCAGCCCCCAGAGUGGCCUCGGUGCACAAUACUUGCAAGCUCAGCCCUCUUCCCCCAGCCCCCAGAGUGGCCUCGGUGCACAAUACUUGCAAGCUCAGCCCUCUUCCCCCAGCCCCCAGAGUGGCCUCGGUGCACAAUACUUGCAAGCUCAGCCCUCUUCCCCCAGCCCCCAGAGUGGCCUCGGUGCAGAAUACUUCCAAGCUCAGCCCUCUUCCCCCAGCCCCCAGAGUGGCCUCGGUGCAGAAUACUUCCAAGCUCAGCCCUCUUCGACCAGCCCCCAGAGUGACCUGAGUAGCCCUCAAUUCUUCCCACCUCAGAGCACUCCCGUCAGUUCCCUGAGUGGCAACUGUAUGCCAGGCUUGUCAGGUGACCUCUCUCCCAUCAGCCCCCUGAAUGGCCUCAGUGCACAAUACUUCCAAGCUCAGCCCUCUUCACCUAGUCCCCAGAGUGGCCUCGGUGCACAAUACUUCCAAGCUCAGCCCUCUUCACUUAGUCCCCAGAGUGGCCUCGGUGCACAAUACUUUCAAUCUCAGCCCUCUUCCCUCAGGCACCAGUGUGACCUCAAUUUGCAAAUGGCGCAAACUCAGCCUUCCACCCCCGAGAAUAGCCUCGCUGACCACCUCCUACCUCCUGUUUUCCUCAGCCCAUUCAACUCACGAAAAGUUCCAAGCAUUUAUUCUUAUGUCCAGGCACCAGCCUAUAUGGCAAAGGUGGGUUAUGUCCCCCCAAGGCCACCAAGACCUUUUCUGCCUCUCCCUCAAUGGGUCUUUGAUCAGGUAAUAGCCACAGAUGAAUAUUGUGCUGGUGCCCCCUGGAACUUGCAACCCCCACCUCCAGGAAGGAAAGCCAGGGCACUGCCCCCUGGAGAAGAGGGUGCCUCUCCUCUCAGCCCUAGAAGCCCCCAGAGUGGCCUCAGUGCACAGUACUUCCAAGGUCAGCCCUCUUCCCCCAGCCCCCAGUGUGACCUGAAUGGCCCUCAAUUCUUCCCACUUCAGAGCACUCCCAUCAGCCCCCAGAGUGGCCUCGGCUCACAAUACUCCCAGCCACAGUCCCCUGACCCCUCCAGCUGUCUCCAGGCCCCUGGCUCCCAGAGUGACAUCAGUCCUCCACUCUCCUCACCGCAGUGGCCCCACUCUAUCCCUUACUACUACCCUCACACCAGCCCUGAUCUCAGCCCUUUUGCCUACCUUCCUAUCAACCCCAGGUUCACUCCCACCUUUCCUAAAGGCCAGACCCCUGGCCCCCUGGGGGUUCAGAAGAACAGGACUCCCCCACUACAGCUGCCAGGCGACCUCUCUCCCAUCAGCACUCCCGUCAGCCCCCAGAGUGGCCUCGGCUCACAAUACUCCCAGCCACAGUCCUCUGACCCCUUCAGCUGUCUCCAGGCCCCUGGCUCCCAGAGUGACAUCAGUCCUCCACUCUCCUCACCACAGUGGCCUCACUCUAUCCCUUACUACUACCCUCACACCAGCCCUGAUCUCAGCCCUUUCGCCUACCUUCCUAUCAACCCCAGGUUCACUCCCACCUUUCCUAAAGGCCAGACCCCUGGCCCCCUGGGGGUUCAGAACAACAGGCCUCCCCCACUACAGCUGCCAGGCUUGUCAGGCGACCUCUCUCCCAUCAGCCCCCAGAGUGGCCUCGGCUCACAAUACUCCCAGCCACAGUCCUCUGACCCCUCCAGCUGUCUCCAGGCCCCUGGCUCCCAGAGUGACCUCAGUCCUCCACUCUCCUCACCACAGUGGCCCCACUCUAUCCCUUACUACUACCCUCACACCAGCCCUGAUCUCAGCCCUUUUGCCUACCUUCCUAUCAACCCCAGGUUCACUCCCACCUUUCCUAAAGGCCAGACCCCUAGCCCCCUGCUGUGUCAGAAGAACAGGACUCCCCCACUACAGCUGCCCCGCCAAGGGGUCAUGUCUCCCACUCAAUGUUUUGGCGCGAGACCUAUGCCCACCAGGGGACAAUUUUUUUCAUUCCCUUCACCUCCACCUCAAGCACAAGCCCAAGUCUCAAAAGCGCCACAGAAGCCAGCUGACAACUGUCCUGAUAACUAAGCCAUGUCUCUGCACAACGCCAAACCAAAGAGUAACACGGCCACCCAUCCUGAACCUGUCUUCAUGGACUCGAGAACAGCGCAACGGCACGACCAGCUGCAAUUACAACAUCAUCAUGAAUGAGCUGAAAUCCACGGACUAUAACUUAGAAUACACUGCAAUCACUUACGGCGUCCUCUGGAACCCACCCAACACCGCUGGCGCCGAGGGAGACUUCCAGUGCCUGUUGAACACCCUCAGUACCACCAUUGCCCCAGAGACGCACACCAAACGCAUCAUCCCACUCAGUUGCCUCCAUCGUCUGUCACAGACCAACAAGAAGCCCUUGUCCAUCUGCUGAUGACCACUCCCGACCACAGGGCGCACCCCUCUGCAAAUGCAAUAAACCAUCUGAAAAUGCCAA
Messenger RNA from Hemicordylus capensis (graceful crag lizard), 4283 nucleotides. Its product is annotated as proline-rich protein 36-like. NCBI's taxonomy places the organism in Eukaryota, Metazoa, Chordata, Lepidosauria, Squamata, Cordylidae. The transcript is spliced from 2 exons. Bases 200 to 3880 code for a protein of 1226 amino acids. The record is from RefSeq and is a predicted model, not a curated record.